GUUGCCACUCGCUUCCUUUGCCAUGACAGCUCUAGUGAAGCUAUAAAUUAGAGAUUACAUGGCAACAUUAAUUGUUUAUUGACAAGACUAAUGACAGACGGCGGGGUCUCGACCGAAGGCAGCUUACCUUAAUUUAAGGAUUUUUUGACUUAUUAAGUGGAUUAUUUCCAUAUUUAUUCGUUAUUUAAGUGAAAAUGUGGAUUAUGGAUGCCUUUUAACAGUUCACGCACGUUCCUGCGUGCAUAUAGUGCUAUAAAAUGUAUAUUCGGUGUAUGUUAGGAGCCAUUUUUAUUAUAUUUAUUUUGUGCGUUCAUUGUGAUAAUGCAGCUAAUUACAACGAAAGCAAGGAAAUUUACGUUCCGUCCGCGCCACAGAACCUAACCGCGAAGGCAGUGACAUCCGAGGACAUCCACCUCUUCUGGGCCCCGCCGAGUAACUUCACCCGCCACCCCGAGCCGAAGAGAGAGCUACAGGGAGACCAGCCCGCGCAGUUCGACUGGUACAAGAAGGAUCAGCUCAAGUACAACGAUGAAUUCUCUUCGUCGGACAUUUUGAACGGCAUGAGGAAGCGGGAUUUGCGCUCGCAUAGGCAUAGGAAGCGUCGCCAAGAUAACGCCACAGAGCACAACAUUCACGCCGAGCACUCGGACGGUAUGGACACGCAUCUCGACAUAGAGGUCGUAAAGAAGUCGUUCACACCGGCGUACCCGCAUAAGGACGCGACGCAAAUCGCCUAUGUCCUCUAUUACGAACAGGGACAGCCUAAGGUCGACGCGGCGCCGGUGAUUGGAAUCCCUAGCUCGGCCGAUGUGAAGAAGAUGAACUAUUUCUCUAGCGAUCUGACGAUGGCGGAUUAUUCGAAGGCUACUAGAAAUCUGACGCUGCUCAAUACGGCUGGGAAGCUGACGAAAGUCGUCGGGUUUAAGUUGAGGAAUUUAAAGCCCUUCACGCCAUACAAGAUCUGGGUGCGAGCAUUCUACAGUUUCUCACUAGAUGGCGUCAAGUCGUCAGAUCUUUUAGAGCGUUUGGGCGACGCGUCGACGCCUUUAUACGUCCUCACUGACGUCAAGCCGCCGUCGCCACCGAUCAUAAUGAAUCUCACUUGCGACCAGCCCAAUGGUGUCCUCUACCUCCAAUGGCGGCAACCUCUGGAAUACAACAACACCUUAGACCAGUACGUGGUGACCUUGCGGAAGAUACCGGAGCUGCAGCCCCGGACCAGGCUCAAACUGCCCACCAGCAAGGCCGAUAUCGAAACUACCAUCAGUGUCUCUGUGGAGCUGUGGAACGCGACACGCUACGAGGUCAAGAUAUACGCCGUCACGCUGUCCGUGGCCACGCCUUUGCUUCUAGUCAACGGAACCACAUCCGAGCCUAAGGAGGUUUCCCCCGAGUGGUGCCAAGUCCACCCCGAGGCUCGAGCGCCGAGCGACCAAAUAGAACAAUCUACUAUGAACGCCGCCAUAUUAGGUGCGGGCGCCAUCGCCCUGCUCGCCUGCGUCGGCGCCGCCCUACUAUACUGGAGGUGCAGAUCCCGUCUAAGCAAGUGCAUCAGCGCCGCCUACAAUUACCUAGAGGAAGGCGGCGAGAGAGCCGCCAGGGCGCCAUUAAACUCGUACAAGAAACCUGUGGUAAACUGUUCCCCACUGCGGCCGGCGGGUUCCCCCACACCGGCGGGGCCGGAGAGUUCAGCCAAACCGCCCCGCAUCGGCGGCGCGCAGCAUCCCGUAGUGUGCGCCAGAGACUUCCCGAAGCAUGUCGCUGCCCUGCACGCGGAUGGUGACAUUGGAUUCAGCAAAGAGUACGAGAUAGUGGUUGCGAAGUCUGCCGCGCUCGGUCACACGAGCCACUACAGCCAUCGGCCAGAGAACCGGCUCAAGAACCGCUAUUUGAACAUCACUGCAUAUGACCACUCGCGCGUGUGCGUGUCGUCGGGCGCGCGCUGCGGCGCGGCGGGCUGCGCGGGCGCGGCGGCGGCGGCGGCGGCGGCGGCGGCGGCGGCGGCGGCGGGCGGCGCGCAGUGCGGCUACGUCAACGCCAACUUCAUCGACGGCAUCCGCGACCAGCUCGACGCCAACACCCGGCGGAAGAUCGACCGCAAGAUACGCAGACAACCAUCAGUUAAACCCGCCAAGCCGCCGCCCAUAGUCGCGGAAGGUAUCGAGAGCGCGUUCCUCAACAUCGAAUUCUCCGGAAUCGUGGAGAGCGAGCAGAGCGAUAGCGACAGCGAGCGAAGCGAUAGCGAUCCGGAUCUCGACGAUGUUUACGUCGACGUUGAUGGCGUCCCUACCAGAGUGAAGCUAGAGUGGCUAGUAUGGAAGCGGCGCUACAUAGCGACUCAAGGCCCCACCCCGCACACGCUCGACGCGUUCUGGCGCAUGAUCUGGCAACACAAAGUCCACACUGUCGUCAUGAUUACCAACCUAGUUGAACGAGGGCGGCGUAAAUGCGACAUGUACUGGCCGGGUGGCGGCCGGGGCAGCUCCGCGGAGUUCGGUGGUGUGCACGUCACAUUACUACACGAAGAUGUACGCGCCGCCUACACCGUGCGCCAUCUGCGGGCGAAGAACAACAACCCGAAAUCGGAUAGCGAGCCAGCAAGUCCAGUGAACGAAGCCGACGCGGCCGGUCGCAUUAUAGUCCAAUACCAUUACACAGUAUGGCCCGACCACGGCACACCGAGGCACCCGCUGGCUGUGUUGCCUUUUGUAAAGGCCGCCGCCGCCGACCCCGGUACCGUGCUGGUGCAUUGCAGUGCGGGCGUCGGACGGACAGGCACGUACAUAGUCCUCGACGCGCAACUCAACCAACUCAAGCUCACCGGAACCCUGAGCCCUCUAGGGUUCCUCUGUCGCGCGCGCACCCAACGGAACCACCUCGUCCAAACCGAAGAACAAUACGUGUUCGUCCACGACGCGUUGCUCGAACACGUCCGCUCAGGAAACACAGAGGUCGAGUUCGCCAAAGCGAGGGAAUAUCUAGUCAAACUACUCCAACCCAUCUCCGAAGACGAGCUAGCCGUUUUAGACCUUAAACCUACCAAGCAAAAGAGCGUUAAUGACUUGACAAAUGGAAUAGAAAACGGCGAGACGGCCAGCUUGAAAUCUAGUAAAGAAGUAAGCGAGAAUAAUGCGGAAAACGGCAGUCAACUCUCUAUAAAGACUGAAGAUUUGAACAGUGAGCAAAGCAAGAGUGUUAAAGAGGAUGAGGAGAGUAAAGAGGUGAUGGUGAAUGGGGAUGAGAGCGAGGGGGUGUAUGAUUUGGCGCCGAGGUCGACGGAUACGUACAGUAAGAAGAUGCAGGCGUAUAAUAAUAUGACUGAUCAGGAGAAAGAGGAGAUGAGGAGGGCGAAUCGAGUGGAAAACUACGCGUUGCUAGAGCGCAUGCGGUCUCUGGCGAAUCGGAAUCAAACGUAUCAGGGCCCGCCGCCAGUCAAUCUGCUCGAGAAACAGUUCUUGUUAAUAACGCGGUCGUGCGUGGACGCGUCGGUGUCUGCGCGCGCGCCGCACAACCUGGACAAGAACCGGCCCGGCGCCGCGCUGCCCUCCGACACGGCGCGAGUCAUGCUAGUGCCCAAACCAGGGGUAGAAGGAAGCGAAUACGUGAACGCGUCAUGGGUGUGCGGCCGACGGCGGUUGCGAGAGUUCGCCGUCACGCAACACCCUCCUCCCGAUGCCGCGCCCGAACUGUGGCGGUUACUAUGGGACCAUACGGCCCAGCUGGUCCUACUGCUGCACUCGCCGUCCGACCCGGAAUGCGAAACGUUCUGGCCCACCGAAGACGAAAAGGAACUGUUCGUCGCCAACUUCAGAGCGAGCUUCGUUUCCAAGGACACCUACGUGGCCCAUCGGAAGAGCAGCCGGAAACCGACCCCUACGGAAACCCCCGUCGAACCGGAAACCAAUGGCUACCGACGGCAGGAGUCAGACUGUGCUGACGACGAAAGACUAAUACCGGAAAAUAGCUCACCUGUGUCUGACGUAGAACCCGCGUACCGCUUCGACAGAACGGAACUCAGACUAGAGCGUCUCAGUACUGGAAACAGAGACUUAUCCGCCCGGAAAUCCAUAGCGAACGGCGACCUUUUCUCCUCGUUUUCGGAAAAGAAAUCCGGCCCAAAAUCACCUAAAAGUCCUUCGAAAAUGUCGCUCAAAAACUUCAAGUUAAGCUCCCCUACGAAGUUUAAGUUCCCCGAUUGGGGAUCGAGAACUGCCGGCUCCCCUCCCGACGUAGCCCCGCCCCCACCCCCUGUAGCGCCCUCUCUCACUGUCGAAGAAGAGGCGGAAUUAAGACGGCCGUGCUACAGGUUCGAAAAGGUCGAAAGCGUUCCAGAGAACACGCCUUCAGAUCGAAUAAUAGAAGUAACAAACGUCAGCGUACAUUCAUUACAAGACGAUUACCAAUUAAGUGUUAAGUUUAUACAAUGCUCUGGCUGGCUAGACGGAGAUACAACAGAGUAUACACAGGGGAAACCGGAUGAGAAUGAGUUUGUUAGAGCAGUGCGGGACGCUGUCAGUGAGAGCGAGAGGGAGGAGGCUGUGGAUAGGCUUAUAGCGCCUUAUAGGGACUCGUUCGCGCUGAUCGAGUUCGUUGCGGGGUGCCAGAUGGAGUAUAAGAAUGGGCCGGUGGUUGUGGUUGACAAAUUCGGUUCGUGGAAGGCGAUGUCGUUCUGCACGCUGAGCGCGGCGUGCGGCGGCGCGGGCGGCGCGGGGCGGGGCGCGGCCGACGCCGGCGCCGACGUGUACUGCUGCGCCGCGCUCGCCGCGCACGCGCGCUGCGCGCAGCCAGGCGGCCCGCCGCCCGUCGACCUGCGCGCGCUGCUCAAGCAGUACUGCGCGUUGGCCGCUUACGAUGUUGCGAAAAGCUGAGCCAGGUCGUCCAGUGAAAACUCAGCAUCGGACAUUAGCAAGUGAAUACUCAGUGCGUCGCGCCCGUACGUACAUAGCGUUACAUUAUGUAUAGUACCGUGUAUUGUAUAUCUUAAAGGAAUGUAUAAAUGGUAUAUGUACCUUCCGAGUCGAUUUCACGAGACAUUCAAUUCUGAACUCUGUCGCGUUGAGAAUAAAACUCAAUUUAAGUUACGCAACAGAGUUUGAAAUUAAAUGAUUUUUUGUUGACUGUAUAGAAUCGAUGUCUUAAUAGUAUUCUUAUAGGCAGCUAAGUUGGCAAUACUGACCAAUUAGUUUAAAACCGGUUUUCUGUUCUACACUAUUAGGCCCCCUACAUAGAGUAUGGAUGUAUGUAUAUUAGUGUUUUAAGACUGGAUUUCUGUGGUUCAUAAAUAUGCAAAUUUAUUUCUAGAACGCAGAUGGGUUAGUAAAAUAGUUUAUUUUUAAGAUUAGAUGUAUUUUUACGAAAGCUACUCAUUGUAUACGUAACCCACCUAUACGGAAAUAGACUAUAUUUCGUAACUGAUAAAAAAACGAAAAGUAUGACUAAGUAUUCGUUAAUCCUUUAGCAGCGGCAACAUAUGUGCCGGCAUGCGUGAAGCAAAAGCGCACCUAUUUCAGAAGAAAUACGGUUCGAAUUAGAAUGUUUCAAGAGAAACAUGUUAGUGAAAAAACACCGUAUAUUCGUUCUACAGAAUUCCCAGUUUUAAGACCCUAAUAUAAAAUCAUAGAAGGCUCAAGCGUAUGAUACAAUAAUUUAGUAAAAUCGCUGUAAGGCUUGUCUCUUAUGAAAUAAGAUGUGGUUGUGUGCAUUAUAAGGGAUACAUAAUUUUUCUAGCAAUUUUUUCUGAAUAGUUUCACAUGCGUAGGUAACUUUGGUCGCUCUCCUGGGGAUAUUACCUUUAUACACCUUUUUAUAGAGGGUGUGUCUGACCUUGGGGCUUUAAAACCAGGGCUCGAUUCUGCUCGCUAAACUGAGCUACUUUUAUUAUGGCACCAACCCUGAAAUCUCAAUUUUUUUUUUUAAUUUUUUCAUACAUUUUGGCUGAUCAGAUGACGACGUUUUCUAUGGAAAAGCCAAAAAAUUUCCCCGAUUUUAGGUUUGGUCCCAUAGUUAGUAAAAGUAGCUCAGUUUAGCGAGUAAAAUCAAGCCCUGGAUUUAAAGCCCUAUGGUUAGACACACCAUGUAUAAUAUUCAAAACUUCCUAAUAAUCUUAGCUAGUUGAAGUUUGUGCAUGCACUAGAAGUAUUAGCUUAGCACCCGAGCAUAUAAAAAUCUACGCAGGGAGCUAAGCUAUUAGUUUUACUCUUUGUAUCAAAAACAAGCUCAGACUUACGACUCUUUUGGAAGCUAUCCAAUUGUUUUAAAACCUAAAUAUUGUUAAAAAAUAUUAAUUUUUAAUUUAUACGUUUAUACAGACGGCUCCUGGUAACAAUUCAGUAUUUUUAGCACUUGAACACAAUUUUUAACACUAUUUCUACUUCAUUUUAUACGAGAUUGCAAUUGAAUUCAAGUUACAUCGUAUAACAAGUAACAAAAAUCAAUCUGUUUCUCAUAUUACACGUAUUUUAUCUAAUUGACUCCUCAUAACCGACUAAAGACAAAAUAACGCACAACAUACAUAUUGAUACCCUAGUUCACACUAUACGCAGAAAAUUUGGUUGUAAUAAAGACUUUAUGUCAAUGCAGUAUGGUACUAAUUACAAUAAAAUUUUCGCCAUAAUUAGUAAGAUUGUGAGCUAGGGCAGGCGUGUCUCACUCCGCGAUUUCUUCGCUUUGCUACAGGUAGCUAAAAGUGCAUCCGUUCCACACCAAUUUUGGGGUUUGCCAUAAGCCGUGCGUGGCGCUGUCGCCACCUAGCGGCCAUAUCUGUGCUGAUCGUGACAGACGCGUUUUGUUAGAGAGUGAGUCUUCUGUACCUAGUACUAUUAUUUAUUCUGUGGCUAGGGUAACAAUAUAUGCUCAGAGGUUCCCGGAGAGCGCCAAAGGUUAGCUUAGCAUAUCGAGUAAUUAUAAUUAUGAUUAUGCGAUUACGACGCUCUAGAAACGCUCAUUUGGUUACAAACCGCUAUUAAACAGUAAUUGAAUAAUUUAGAUUACAUAUUGUCACACAAACUGGUCGAACAUUGGAUAAUUAUUCAACCCAAUUCUAUAAAGGUGCAUCUACACUGCAGUUAAUUUUUUUGGAGCAACACUGUGCCACGGUAAUAUGUGACGUUAUCUAUGAAAAGGGGCCUUAUGUCGAUGGCGCUUACGCCAUUAUUAACGUUGCUCCGAUAUAAAUACAAUGCCGCGCGACGCUGUGAGG
Messenger RNA from Cydia fagiglandana, 7198 nucleotides. RefSeq lists its product as uncharacterized. Gene Ontology annotation, molecular function: protein binding; protein tyrosine phosphatase activity. Bases 258 to 4868 code for a protein of 1536 amino acids. The transcript has 24 exons. The record is from RefSeq and is a predicted model, not a curated record. NCBI's taxonomy places the organism in Eukaryota, Metazoa, Arthropoda, Insecta, Lepidoptera, Tortricidae. Gene Ontology annotation, biological process: protein dephosphorylation.